AUGGUUUUUUUUAAGCUUUGAAGGAAUUGGAAAACAACAAAUUCGAGCAGAAGUGGCGGAAUACCGAACAUGUCGAAACUCGCAGCAAUUCCCGAAGCUCCAAGAAUCUCUCCUGCCAUGCCUGAGUCCUGGGUUAAGGACACCCAGGAUUUCCUACAAAAUCUCGGAGACUUCCCGAAGAUUGCAGAAGUUGACAGGAACAAGGUUACUUAUAACAAUCUGAUUCGAAGCCUUCUUAAGGUCGAGAGGAUUGAACGCGGCCGCGUCAUUUGCCUUCUCUCCAUCAAGCCCCCUGUCCUGAAUUACUACGGCUCGUUGCACGGAGGGGCAGUUGCGGGGAUUGCCGAGUUGGUGUGCACAGCUUGCGCUCGAACUGUUGCCGCUGAGGAUAAGAAAUUGUUUCUAGGGGAAUUGGCUUCGAGUUAUCUCUCGGCAGCCACACCUAACGUGGUGGUGGAAGUUGAUGGAUCCAUAGUGCGGCAUGGAAGAAAUGUGACAGUAACCUCCGUUGAGUUCAGGAAUAAGCAAACCAGGAAGCUGAUUUACACUGCCCGUGCAACUUUCUAUAACUUGCCAGUCUCAAAUUUGUGAAAAUUUCUGUGGCUUAACCAAUUGUGAAUGUUCUUUAGGUGAAAUAUGGUAAAUCGAUAAAGUGCAGACUCAGAAAGCUGCUAUGAUUAUGUAAAAGGUGUAGCUAUAACAUUGCUACAAUUGCCACCAAUGGAUAUUAAGCAU
Molecule: messenger RNA, 735 nt
Organism: Telopea speciosissima
Lineage: Eukaryota; Viridiplantae; Streptophyta; Magnoliopsida; Proteales; Proteaceae
Product: putative esterase F42H10.6
Exons: 3
Coding region: 70-591 (173 amino acids)
Molecular function (GO): fatty acyl-CoA hydrolase activity
Source: RefSeq, a predicted model, not a curated record